Mesorhabditis belari is the source of this 1638-nucleotide messenger RNA. Lineage: Eukaryota; Metazoa; Nematoda; Chromadorea; Rhabditida; Rhabditidae. The record is from the annotation of a GenBank genome assembly.
AUGAAAAAUUUUCGCCGACUUCCCCGUUUUUCAAAUAUUCGGCGACAGUCCUCCGCAGCUUCAAAGUUUGUACCAAAACAGAUCACGACGCUUCCCGUUUUUCUCCAUAAUCAUUUAUUUCCGAAUGUUGAGGUUCCGAGCACUGCCUCGAACGAUGCAUUUUCAAAAAAGUUGGAAAUCUUGGAAAAGCCGGUGCUCAGGAAUGCGAAUCUUUUGCAGCACUUUGAAGCAGUUGCUAGAGAAAAAACCGACACCUACUCCGCAUACAUGGAUGAAAUGAUGCAAUGGAACUUAGAAAAACUUUACAAAUUGCUUCCAAAAGAAUUCAAUUUCAGAACAGGGUGGACUCGUUACGAUCAUCAAACUGGUGAAAUUACCGAGGUUUCGCAUCCACUCGAAUCGUGCUCAGUUUUUGAUGUGGAAGUUUGUGUGACAGAUGCAGAACCAAAAGGGAAACUUCCGACAAUGGCUAUCGCUCUCACAUCAAAAGCUUGGUACUCUUGGUGUUCAAAAAGGCUCGUCGAGAAUACACCUUAUUAUGAUUUUGCGACAACCAACGAAAUGAUCCCGCUCUCGGUUGAUGGAGAGGAUCGGAAGGCGCGUCUGGUGGUUGGUCACAACGUUGGAUUCGAUCGUGCGAGAACAAGAGAACCAUACCUUCAAUAUAAAACUGGACUUCGUUAUUUUGAUACCUUAUCCGCGGGAGCUUCAAUUUAUGGAAUGGCCGAUCAUCAACAGGGACUUUACAAUAAGGAUGAUCUUACCGAAGAGAAGACGAUUUUCCGCAAAGAUUGGGCUGCAAUGAAAUUGGAGAAGUUGAUGGCAAAAUGGCGCACAAAUGCUACAAAAGUCUCGCUGAAAGAUCUUUGUAAGUUUCUGUUGAGUGAAGAUAAGGACCGAUUAUCGAAAAAGAUAUCCAUGAUGAAGAAAACGGAACGGGACUAUUUUGUGAAAGAACCAAUUAUGUUUUUUCGGGAAACAAAGAACUUUCAGGAAUGCAUGGCCUAUUGUGCAUUGGACGUAAUUGCAACUGCAAAGGCUUUCCAGAAACUUGUCCCGAAGUUUCGUGAGAUGUAUCCGUCACCAGUGACGCUGUAUGGCUUUCUAAACAUGGGUGAUGCCUAUCUUCCGAUCAAUAGAUACUGGCCACAAUAUUACGAUUCAUGCGAAAAAGCUCUGUUGGAACAAAAGCAGCAGAAUUCCAUUCAAAUUGUCAAAAGUGCCAAGACGUUAUGCGAAGAAACGAAUAUUACCGAUCCGUGGCUUUGGACAGAAGAUUGGAAACUCUCACGAAAAGACUCCAAUCCCAGAUGGUAUAAUAAUCUCUUUGCUAACGCCGAACAACGUGGUUUAUCGAUUGAAGAUAUUGGAGAUGACACUUUAAAUGUGAGAUAUGGUAAACUCAUUCCAAAGAUCUUUGGAAUGGUUUAUGGUCCUUAUCCACUUUAUGAUCAUCCCGUUUAUGGCUGGGGAUACUUGAUUCCUGUAGUAGAUGAAUGUCGUGAUUUAAAACCCGACGAUUUUGUAGAAUUGGGCAAAGAGAAAAGCAAAGUACUAAUGCCGGCGGGUGCAUUAUGGAACAUCUACAAUGAACGCUUUGGGGCGCCUUCUAAAACCAACAAGGUUUCAAAAAGAAUU